Molecule: messenger RNA, 1653 nt
Organism: Kickxella alabastrina
Lineage: Eukaryota; Fungi; Kickxellomycota; Kickxellomycetes; Kickxellales; Kickxellaceae
Exons: 3
Coding region: 228-1379 (383 amino acids)
Biological process (GO): rescue of stalled cytosolic ribosome; ribosome-associated ubiquitin-dependent protein catabolic process
Cellular component (GO): RQC complex; cytosol
Molecular function (GO): ribosomal large subunit binding; ubiquitin protein ligase activity
Source: RefSeq, a predicted model, not a curated record
CUUUUGUGGUUGUGGUGCCAGCUUGAUCUUUUUGGGGCGCAGUGUGGACAUUGGGCGGACUAUUGCUGCGGCUUUAAGAUGUAUCGUCCGAGCUAUAUGGGUGUCAUUGUAGUGGUCCUUUUAAUACUUGUAGAUUUUAUAGUGGUGCGAGAACACAGUGGGAAUCGAUAAUAAGACAAGAGCAGGUCUGGGAAUCAAGGCAAAUCGUGUCAUGCUCAAAGUGCCAGAUGUGCAUGGCCCCAGCGGCACAGAGCGGGCCAGCUAGGCGCGCCAGCUUUAUGGCAAAUGUCGGGCAAGGAAAGCAACCGCGCGUUAAGGGAAACCUCAAGCCAACCAGCAGCAGCCGCGCAGCUGACCUGCUUGGUGGGGAUAUGUCGGCUAUCAACGCAUUCAAGGCAAAUCCAGCGCUUGCAUUCAGCCAGUUUUCGCGCACCACAGCUUCAGCAUCGCCGAUGAGCGGCACCGCGUCACCAAUGGCACAAAAGCCAUCCUCCAAGGCGUCAACACCCGAGUCUCGCUCCGGCUCGGCAACCCCCGCCAUGGCAGCGAUCGACCAAAUUGACGGAGUUCUGGCAUCUCAGCUAAAACGGCUCGGCAAGCACGACUCGAAGACCAAAAUGCGGGCCCUAUUUGAACUUAAAAGCUACGUCAGCGAGCACACUUGGGAGAACGGUCUCGAGGGCAUGCUUCUGGCAUGGCCACCACUGUUCAAGCGACACAUUUUUGACCCCGAUCGCCGCGUGCGCGCGGCAGUGGCUACAGUUCACGCUGCUCUGGUAACCAAGACUGGAAAGCGGCUGGCAGCGCACCUCAAGCAGCUGAUCGGCCCCUGGGUGGCAUCGUACUUUGACCCGCAUCGCGAAGUCGGCCGGAGCUCGCGGAUAGCAUUCGAAAAGGUGUUUCCAGAGUCCAAGCGCGCCGAAGUGUACGCAUACUGCCUGGACGAGCUGAUUGAAUUCGCCACAGACAACAUUGUUAACCAGACACCCGAGACGCUGAGCGACCCACGCUUUGUGGACGCUGAGGACAUGCGCAGCAAGUACGAGCAUGUCAUUGGCGUGUCUUUUGGUACACUGGGUCUGGUAGCUGAGGAGGCUGCUCCGCAGAAGCUACUUGAGCACCAGGCACAACUGGAUACUGUUUUCGGCAACAAGGUCGCUCUAAAAUUUCUGUCCGACCAGUCGUUCUUUAUCCGCCGCGGCUGCUAUCGGCUGGUUCGGAUUAUCAUGAUGCGGUGCCCUGAAGUGUCCGCGACACACAUGCAUGCUGGCUCAGGCGCUACUAGCCAAUUGCUUCAGCGACAGCGAUCCCAACGCGCACGGCGACAUGUGGGAUGCCGUGUUGUUGACGACAAAGAACUAUCCCCAGGUUUGGGGUGAGGAUGGAAGCGCUGAAUCAAAGAAGGCAGGCAAGAAGAAGACAGCCACAGAUAGGCUGUUUGAAUUCCUGCGCUUGCGCUGCAGGCUGCGCCGACCAUUUCGUACCCAUCGAUCCUGGCAUUGCUUGCUAACUUGCCGGCGGGAUACUCGAUGAACCAUCCUUCCAGACCGACUUCAACAACGCGCUUUGGCAAGGUGCAGUUACCGCGGAUGAUUCAGGCGACUUGAAAACAGCACCGGCAGCCAAUUGGAUGGCACUGUUGGUUCGCGCGCG